UAUUGUUCUGCUCUGGACGUUCUCUGAAGGGCAAUAAAUUGAUGCGCCUGACUGACUUCAAAACUUCUGGUCAGACAGGACCAUGUACCGGACGAGACUGGGCUGAAGACCGGACUGGCUCUGGACCAGACGAGGUACCGGGGAGCCCUUUUCAUACCAGGGCUGAAUGGUCACGGUCCCUUAACCGUCCAUUAUAAUUUCCAUCUUUUCAAAAGCUCUUUUCACUUCAUGAUUGACAUGACUCUCUGAACUCAAUCAAUAUUUACUUUGCUCGCUGUAGCCGAUGUUGUCAUCGAACGGGAAAUAAGGUGUACGUGUAAAUAUAAUGUAAGCCCUACACUGAAGUUUGUCAAACCCAAAAAGAUGCAUUGUAGUUUGAAAUUAAAAUAAAUGGUUCUACUGGAAAGGCUGAAUUUUGUUACUCUUUUUCUGUUCUCACAAACAUAUUCACAACUUAACUGGUCAAUGCAAGAACGAUCACCCUUGGCUGCGUUUGUAACUCAACAAACGCGAAUCUCUUGAAAUUGAAUUUGAGAAUUGAGCUCGUCGAUAUUCUGGAACGAAAUCAAAGGAUCGCUCUAAUUAAUUUGUGUGAUUAUAAGUGUUAAAAUAACUGCGAAAGCUUAUAGUUCAUUAAGAGAGGAGUGCAUGUUCAUUUACGAGUUGACAUUUACUUCACAUGGGCUGAUAAGGCUCAUUAAAAAUGAAUGUUGGUAACGCAGAUGAUUCUGUCUUCCUUUGGGGAGGUGUUGGAUGUAAUUUUGGAAUCCAUCCGUUUCAUAAAGACUGCGAAACAAGGUUAUUAUUGCACGUCCUUCCAUUUCCAAGCAAUGCCGUGCACCAUUACCCAGGAGCCCGACCCACAUACGGGCCGCUACCGCUGGUUGAUUCCAGCCGUGGACCCGUGUGAGUGCACGCAGAUCGGAAUGGGUGGCUUCAGCACCUUCGUACCGUACAGACCCUACGAGGUGACGUACUAUGACACCUUUCUGAUCAGCAGCGAUCCUGGGGAGAUACAGCAAUGGCUGAACUGCCCUGGUGACUCUCCUUGCUCUGUGGAGGGAACUCUCGGGAUGGAAGAUGGUCGCAUCCCGGAUCAAAGCAUCACAGCUUCGUCUUUUUUUCGAAACCUCACUGCAUUUGGCCCAGUCAGGGCCAGACUUAAUCUUAAAGGAAAUGCUGAAGCCUGGUGUAACGAUGACGUAACUGAUAAUAUCAGUCCAUGGAUACAGGUUGCUUUCAAUGGCACAGUCACCAUCACUGGUUUGAUCACCCAGGGGCGUGGAGAUUACGACCAAUGGGUGACGGAGUACCGAGUGACGAACAGCCGCAAUGGCGGUCAGUCUUGGAAUAACGUAACUGAUGUAGACGGGAAACCUAUCGGGUUCCCUGGUAACAAUGACGGGAACACCGUGGUAACUACUCGUUUCCCGUUUGCCUUGCGCACCAGAAUCCUGCGCAUUCGCCCCACUGCAUGGUAUGUGCACUGCAGCAUGAGGUUUGAAGUAAUCGGCUGCUAUUAGACUGUUUCCAUUUGUCAAUGGAUCAGUCAAAUUAAACGAAUUCAAUGUUUACUAUAAUCAGCAAACACUGUGUGUGGCAAACAGCUUUCUAAACACUUUCUUGCUAUAUCAGUUUGUAGACAUGUUUAAAUACUAUUAUGUUUAGAGUAAGGAUGGAUAGUGUUUAGCAAUUGAACAUUGAUGUUUAGGAAUUGGACACGUAAUGUUUAGCUUCUAAACAUGUUUACAAAAUGAUAGCAAGAUUGUGUUUAAUUGCUAAACACAUUUGAAAUGUAAGUUGUUUGUCAGUGUAUAAAUACAAGUUUUGUGGGAAUUGAAAAAAAGUAAGAGUUAUCAAAAGAAGGGCAGUAAAAUAUCGUAAGAUUUUUGUCUCAUUCAUGUUGAUUGUCAUCAUGUCAUUUGAAUUACCACUGUAUACUUAAUUUGUAUUCAUUAAUGUUAAUUGUUAAAACAAAAGAAGUGUUUAGAGAUACGCGCAUCUGCAGUUGUCUAAAAAACAAAAAAGUCAUCAAAAACAGAAAAAUGCAAGUCGUUAAAUGAAAAACGUCCUUAUGAUGUUCGGUUGGCGUCGCAAUCCCACAAAGAAUGAACCACCCUAUACACUGCAAAAACUGGAGUGUUAAAUUUAGACCAUUGGUAUCCAUAUAGGACCAUCUGGUAUUAAAUUUUACCGGUGUUGUCCUAUAUAGAUACCGAAUGGUGUUUCAUUUACCCUACAGUUUUUGCAGUGUACAUGUAGAGUUUAUUUCCAAAAUGCUCCUGCUGUCUCCUAAAUGCCUAAACGCAACUUCGACGGCUGUUAUAUACUUAAACACAACUUUCAAAUACAUUCAGGCGAAAAAUGAAGCUGAGAAACGGCUGUUGUACUGUUGUGAAGCUCUGACAGGAGCUUCUACAUGUCACUUGGUGGUCGGUCUGUCUGUCUGUCCCGAAAAUUGACCAAAAGUAUGGCGUUCUACAAUGUGCAAUCGUCGUCGCAUUUUUCGGCGUCGCAUUUUUCUCAGCUCUGGCAGGGAUCAUUUUGCUCGAUUUCAUGCAAGACUUUCAUGCAAGACUGCUUGCAACACGGCCCGAGCUUUUGUGCACUUGCACUUGUUAUUCUAUAGUUUCAAUGAAGGCACAGUGUCUACGCAUAAAAAGCACUCAUUAUAAACACGCAUAUAUCUUCAUACUAAGAUUAUAGCUUUACAUUUUUACAAUUUCGUAUGAAUUACGGGUUGUUUUGUUGAAAUAUGUUUAGUUUAAACACUGUCGUAGUUUGUUUGUAUAAAUAGCGGCUUGUUUUGCAAUUUGCAAUAUUAUGGUUGGUGUUUUAACACUGUUUUAGAUUGAUAAUGACACAACGAGUGGUGUAUGGCCAUGUACAGUUAUCUACUUGUAAUCGCUUUAUAUUAUUAUAAUGAUAGUGAAGGUGAUUCUGACUGUAUAGUUCUAUAGGUUUCAGUCCUGCUCAAAUUCGGAAAAUACUGGUAAGCAGGCAAUUUCACAUUCAUAAUAAUAAAGCAAAUUUGCUUCAAUCGUUGCUGUGUUUCCAAUUAAGAAAUUCAAGCAGUCGAA
This is a messenger RNA of Patiria miniata (bat star), 3080 nucleotides long. Its product is annotated as lactadherin-like. The record is from RefSeq and is a predicted model, not a curated record. The transcript is spliced from 4 exons. NCBI's taxonomy places the organism in Eukaryota, Metazoa, Echinodermata, Asteroidea, Valvatida, Asterinidae. Bases 708 to 1523 code for a protein of 271 amino acids.